UGUCCAGAGCUGAGCUUGCCAUACUUGAACCUUGGUAUUUUCGUCUCUGUCUCUUUCUCUACCGAAUUCAUAAUAUUUCUCUGAACUCAAAACCCUUCUCUUGUUUUUUCAGCGCCCCAUUGAUUACACAGCCUUAGCAGCCCGAAAUCAUGGCUCUGAUCUUGCAUGCGGGCAACACAAAUAAGAAUGCCUAUAAGGCUCUCAUCGCUGCAGAAUAUAGUGGCGUGAAAGUUGAGUUGGUCAAAGAUUUUGAGAUGGGUGUUUCCAACAAAACCCCAGAGUUUCUCAAAAUGAACCCCAUUGGGAAGGUUCCGGUCUUGGAAACUCCUGAAGGUCCUAUUUUUGAGAGCAAUGCCAUUGCAAGAUAUGUUACCCGGUUGAAGGCUGACAAUCCUCUCUAUGGUUCUUUGCUGAUUGAUUAUGGCCACAUCGAGCAAUGGAUUGAUUUUGCAUCUCUGGAGAUUGAUGCCAAUAUCUUGCGCUGGUUUGUUCCAAGGAUGGGGUUUGCUGUAUAUCUUCCUCCGGCGGAGGAAGCUGCCAUUUCUGCGGUCAAGAGGAGCUUGGAAGCCUUAAACACACAUCUUGCUUCUAACACCUAUCUAGUUGGACACAGUGUGACAUUGGCCGAUAUUGUCAUGACAUGUAACUUGGUUCUUGGAUUUAGCCGGAUCAUGACUAAGACAUUUACCUCCGAAUUCCCUCAUGUUGAAAGAUACUUUUGGAAUAUGGUUAAUCAACCAAAUUUCAAGAAGGUGUUGGGUGAAAUAAAACAAACGGAGUCUGUUCCACCUGUUUCAAAGAAGCCUUCUCAGCCUGUGAAGCCCAAGGAGGAACCAAAGAAAGAGGUCAAGAAAGAACCAACAAAGCCUAAAGAAACACCUGCACCUGCAGAGGAAGAAGAGGCACCCAAGCCAAAGCAAAAGAAUCCUCUUGAUCUUCUUCCUCCUAGUAAGAUGGUACUGGAUGAGUGGAAGAGGCUCUACUCUAACACCAAAACCAAUUUCCGCGAAAUUGCAAUUAAAGGGUUUUGGGACAUGUAUGACCCAGAGGGGUACUCUUUAUGGUUCUGUGAUUACAAGUACAAUGAGGAGAAUACUGUCUCAUUUGUGACCAUGAACAAGGUUAGUGGAUUCUUGCAAAGAAUGGAUCUUGCUAGGAAGUAUGCAUUUGGCAAGAUGUUGGUGAUCGGAUCAGAACCCCCAUUCAAGGUCAAAGGUUUGUGGCUCUUCCGUGGACAAGAAAUCCCACAAUUUGUUUUGGAUGAAUGUUAUGACAUGGAACUUUAUGAGUGGAAGAAGGUGGAUAUCAACAACGAGGCUCAAAAGGAGCGUGUCAGUCAAAUGAUUGAAGAUUACGAGCCUUUCGAAGGAGAAGCUUUAUUGGAUGCCAAAUGCUUCAAGUGAUGGGUGUGUUUUAUGGCUAAGGAGGUUAUGUAGUUAGGCUUUUAGUAGGUUUUGCAGGAUGUUAGUUAUCUAAUAGACGAUAUCGAGGUGCUUUACUGGGUUGUUUUUUUUUUUUUUUUUUUUUUGACAGCUCACUUUACUGGGUAAUGACUAGGUUACCUUGAGUAAGUUUUGAAAUUGACAAUAUUAAAUGUAUGAUUUUGCCGUAUAUCAUGUAAAGUGUAACGCGACCAACGCAUGCUUUGCAUGUUCAGUUGUUCUA
Spinacia oleracea (spinach) is the source of this 1665-nucleotide messenger RNA. Its product is annotated as elongation factor 1-gamma. The coding region runs from base 150 to 1403 and encodes 417 amino acids. Gene Ontology annotation, molecular function: glutathione transferase activity; translation elongation factor activity. The record is from RefSeq and is a predicted model, not a curated record. Gene Ontology annotation, biological process: translational elongation. The transcript is spliced from 7 exons. Lineage: Eukaryota; Viridiplantae; Streptophyta; Magnoliopsida; Caryophyllales; Amaranthaceae.